CGAGGGGGCCUCUUCCAGAAGCUGGGGCACGGGGUGACGCUGAUCAGCCUGGUGCUGGACUACGCCAACAACAGCACGCAGACGAGCGUCGUGACCGAAGAGGGCGAACCCGGCCCCGGCGUCCAGCCCUCCGUCAGCGUCAGCCCCCUCGAGAACGUGGACGUCAACGUCGUCGACGGAUCCCCACCCACCGCCGCCGCCCUAGAGGAGAUCCCCAACGAGCUGGAGACAGCUCCCUCACCUGAUUCGUCCUCCUGCAAUUGUGUUUGUGGUGCAAUAAACAGACGAAUGCGAAUCGUUGGAGGAAAUGUGACUCGGGUGAACGAGUUCCCUUGGAUUGCAGCUCUGAGUCGUCGCGGAAAGUUCUACUGUGGUGGUACCCUCAUCACCAAUCGUCACAUUCUUACUGCUGCGCAUUGUAUUGAAGGGAUCCAGGCAAAGGAGAUCAAAGUGACUUUAGGAGAGCACGACAGGCAGAUUGUGAAUGAAACGGAGACAGUGGUGCGGAAAGUAAAGAAAACGUACAGGCAUCCUGAAUUCCAAAUUUCCAAUUUCAACAACGACAUCGCCGUCCUGGAGCUGGAAUCAACGGUCGACAUAGCCGGGCCCCACGUGCGAACCGCAUGUCUACCGGCUGAAGAUGGCGUGAACUACACAGGCAGGACAGCAGUUGUAGCUGGCUGGGGUCGUGUGGACGAGAGGAAGCCCAUCUCGAGGGUGUUGCGAAAGGUCGAGGUUCCCAUAAUUUCGGAGACGGACUGCAAAAGUGCCGGAUACAGCGAAUCCCGCAUCACCGACAAUAUGAUCUGCGCCGGAUACAAGGAGGGCAAGCGAGACUCUUGCCAGGGAGACAGCGGGGGCCCGAUGCAGAUCAAUGGGACUCGAACGGGCAAUAUGGAGGUCAUAGGGAUCGUCUCUUGGGGCCGUGGUUGUGCUCGUCCCAACUACCCCGGCGUUUACACGAGGAUAGCCAACUACUUGGACUGGAUCCAAGAGCAACUCGGCAUCGACAAAUUCUGCUGCAGCGCUCCCGUCCAGAAACUCCCGAUAUUCGCCAGAUAUUAAGACGCCUACCGGAUACAGUCUACCCAGUAGACUGAUGCGAUGGUAGAUAUUAUUAGUUGAGAACCGGUCAUAAAGUAACGUAAUACCUAAAUUGUUCUGUACAUUUUAAGAACGACGUGAUGAGUCAAUGGACCACUAGACAAGGUACGCAUUUCAGCAUUCUGAUAUAUGUUACUG
Molecule: messenger RNA, 1242 nt
Organism: Bemisia tabaci
Lineage: Eukaryota; Metazoa; Arthropoda; Insecta; Hemiptera; Aleyrodidae
Product: trypsin
Biological process (GO): proteolysis
Molecular function (GO): serine-type endopeptidase activity
Source: RefSeq, a predicted model, not a curated record